AUGGCAAACCCCAAUUCCCUUAAACUAGAACUGGUUACUUCAGAAGAUAUCCCCGCCCUCAUCGACCUCUGGUUCCGAGUCUUCACCGACCCCAGCAUGCAGCAUCUCUUCCCCGACACACCCGGCGUAUGCGAAUGGUGGACCGACGCCAACCGGCACGACCUGGUGCACAAGCCUUUUCAGCGCUACUUGAAAAUCAUCGACCCCGACUCAAUCGAUGAUCAAGGCCGGCCGAGAAUGGUGGCCUAUGCGAAAUGGGACUUGGGCUCGCUCGACGUGCGAGGGAGUCGCUUCCCGCCCUGGCACGAGGAUAUGCCUGGGCGGGAUUGUGAGCAGUUCUUUGGGCGGUUGGAUAGUGAGAGGAGGGUGAUUAUGGGGGAGCGGAAGCAUUUUUACUUGGAUAUGCUUGGGACGGACCCGGCUUAUCGACGCUGCGGGGCGGCCUCGAUGCUCCUUCGCUGGGGAUGUGAUCUGGCUGAUCAGGAAGAGACCGCUGCCUACGUUGAUGCCUCGAGGGAUGGUGCUCCUUUGUAUGGGAAGUUUGGAUUUGUGGAUCGCACGGUAUCGGCUGGAGGAACUGCUUCAAUGGUUCGGGAAUAG
Penicillium alfredii is the source of this 600-nucleotide messenger RNA. RefSeq names its product GNAT family N-acetyltransferase. The record is from RefSeq and is a predicted model, not a curated record. The transcript is spliced from 2 exons. Gene Ontology annotation, molecular function: acyltransferase activity, transferring groups other than amino-acyl groups. Bases 1 to 600 code for a protein of 199 amino acids. Lineage: Eukaryota; Fungi; Ascomycota; Eurotiomycetes; Eurotiales; Aspergillaceae.